This is a messenger RNA of Pedinophyceae sp. YPF-701, 2481 nucleotides long. NCBI's taxonomy places the organism in Eukaryota, Viridiplantae, Chlorophyta, Pedinophyceae. The record is from the annotation of a GenBank genome assembly.
AUGUUGAGGACGCACCUCCUGGCGCGCACACCCGCGAGCAAGGUCCCUGAUCAUGUCGUCCGGGCGAUCUCGUUGAGGAGUCGCUUUCGGCCCCGCAGGCCUGCGUUGCGCCCCAACGACAGGGAGACCCCACUCCGCGCGGCCAUGCGCGCCUUCCGAGCGACCGGCGUGGCCAUGGCCGCGGCGCCGCCUGUUCUCCGGGACAUCGUCCUGAUAGGGGGGGGGCACUCGCACCUGUUCGUUCUACGCAGCUUCGGAAUGAAGCCCGUGCCUGGAGUGCGCAUCACACUGGUUACGCGCGACGUCCACACGCCGUACUCCGGGAUGCUGCCGGGCUUCGUAGCGGGCUUCUACAGGCUCGACGACUGCCACGUGGAUCUCGCGAAGCUCGCGACGUUCGCGGGCGCACGUUUGGUCCACGCUGAGGCAGCUGGCCUGGACCCGAACAAACGGGUCGUGCUUUUCAAGGAUCGUCCGCCGCUGCGGUACGACGUGCUGUCGAUCGACAUCGGGAUCACGCCGGCGAGCAACGCGGUCCCGGGAGCUGCGUUGCGCGCCACCCCUGUCAAGCCUAUAGAUCGCUUCGUCGGCCGCAUCGAAGCCCUGCUGCGCCGCGCGCGGGAAGGCACCUCACCACUGCGCAUCGUGGUGGUCGGUGGCGGCGCGGCGGGGGCGGAGAUCGCGUGCGCGUUGGAUCACAGGCUCAAGUGGGAACGGUCGAAAGGCACCAUGAGCGAACGCGGACACAGCAUCUGCAUCGUGGCGCGCUCGCAGCUGCUGGGAUCGCACGCGCCGUACGCGCGCAGGGCGAUGCUCGCGGCGAUGGCGGAGAGGGGCAUCGAGGUGCGCGAGGGCGCUGCGGCGACGGAGGUGGUCGACGGCGAGGUCGUGCUAUCCAGCGGCGCGCGCGUGCCGUACGACGAGCUGCUGUGGUGCACGCAGGCCGCGCUGGCGCCGUGGGCGGCGCGCACGGGGCUGGCGCUCGACGAGGGCGGGUUCCUGUCGGUGGACACGUGUUUGCAGUCGGUCAGUCACCCGGGGGUGUUUGCAGCGGGGGACUGCGCUGGCGUGCUCGAGCACCCCCGCCCGAAAGCCGGCGUCUUCGCGGUGCGGCAGGGCCCGCCUCUUGCCGAGAACCUCCGCCGAGUCGUCCUCGGGGAACCGCUGAAGCCGUUCAUUCCGCAGUCGAGUUUUCUCAGUCUCGUGACAACAGGGGGGCAGCACUGCAUCGGAACGAAGGCCGGCUUCGGGCUGCAGGGCGCCUGGCUUUGGAACUGGAAGGACAGCAUCGACCGCGCCUUCAUGCGCAAGUUCAGCACCGAUCUGCCGAAGAUGACGGGAAUGGCGGCACCCGCCGACGCCGACGCAGCGCUCGAGCGCCUGACGGCCUCGCAGACGGACGCUGCGACGCUCGGCGCGUCGCAGAUGCGCUGCGCGGGCUGCGGGUCGAAGCUCGGGCCGGACUUGCUUUCCCGGUCCCUCGCGCGGGUCGACAAGUGGAUGGUGGCGCAGGGGCACCAGGUGGUCUCGGGAAUCGGGGACGACGCCGCGGUGGCGCGUGCGCCGGAGGGCGCGGUGAUGAUUCAGAGCGUGGACUUCUUCCGCGCGUGCGUCGGCGACCCGUUCGUGCUCGGGCGGAUCGCGGCGGUGCACGCGCUGUCGGACCUGCACGCAAUGGGCGCGCGGGGCCGCACGGCGCUCGCGAUCGCGACGGUGCCGUACGCGCGCGAGGAUAAGAUGGAGGAGGACAUGGUGCAGCUGCUGUCGGGCGUGUGCAGCGUCCUGGCGGAGGAGGGGUGUGUGCUGGCAGGGGGGCAUUCCGCGGAGGCGGCCGAGAUGCAGGUCGGGCUGACGGUGACCGGGUGGGGCCAGGAAGAUAAGUUGAUGCGCAAGGGAGGCAUGCGGGCACACGACGCGCUGAUUCUGACGAAGCCGCUCGGGUCGGGAACAAUCUUCGCCGCGGACAUGCGCGGUGGCGGGCGCGGGCGCUACGUCGCCGAUGUCGUCCAGAACGCCUCGAGGUCCAACCUGGCGGCGUCGCAGGCGCUGCUCGCGGCGGGCGCGACGGCGUGCACCGAUUGCACGGGCUUCGGGCUCCUCGGCCACAUCAAGGAGAUGGUCGAGGCCAGCGGCGACGACGUUGGCGUCGAGCUUUGGCCAAAUUGCAUCCCUAUCCUGGAGGGAGCUGAGGAUACGCUGUCGCAGGGGUACCGCAGCACGCUCGCGGCGGCAAACGAGGCGGCUCAAGUGUGUCUGGACGACCCCGCAGCGUUCCGGGCAGGCUUCGAGAUGUGGCCCAUCGUAUUUGACCCGCAGACGGCCGGAGGGCUCAUAGCCACGGUGCCAUCGGAGGAGGCGCAGACCUGUCUGCAGCAGCUCCGUGCAGCGGGCUACGACUGCGCCAUGCAAAUCGGUCGCGUCGUAGCCCGCGACCAGGCCGGAGCAGGCAGGGUCUCGGUGAAUUUGGACCGCGAUCCCUGA